AUGCCUCCGUCGGUCACCCGCUCGGAUGAUCGGACCGGUGCGACGCCGCCGCCUCUCGACAGCGACCAGGCAUCCGUCUCUGACCAACUGUCCGUCUCCGACCAGACGUCCCUCUCCGACUACGGAGAUGGCCCAGAGUCUGGUGCUGCUGCUCUCGGCCGCAGGCAAAGGGCUCGCGGCAAGCUCGUCGUGCGCAUCGUCUCCCUCGUCACGGCGACGCUCGCUGCCCUCUGCGCCGGCUCCAUCGUCGUCUUCUCCCUCUACGCGCCCAAGUUCCAGUCACGGCUGCACUACACGCAGUUCCAGGUCAACGGCGUCGCCAUCGCCGGCUCCGUCUCUCUCUACCUGCCCAUCACCCCCAUGGGCUACAUCUGCGACCGCGUCGGCGUCGCACCCCUUGCCCUGCUGUCCUCGAUCCUCUUCGGCACCGGCUACGGCCUCGCCGCCGGCAUAUACCGAAAGCUCGACAUGGACUACAACGUGCUCGGCGAGAUGGGCCGGCCGGGAAGUGAUUGGUCGUACCCGCUCAUGAUCUUCGCCUUCGUCUGCGUCGGCUCCGCCACGUGCGCCAUGUACAUCGCCUCCGUCUCGACCUGCGCCAAGAACUUCGGCAAGGGCCGGUACCGCGGGCUCGCCCUCGCCAUGCCCAUCACCGGCUUCGGCCUCAGCGGCAUGUGGCUCAGCCAGCUCGGCAGCCGCUUCCUCUACGAGGUCAACCCCGACGGCACCCGCGGCGACGUCGACGUCUUCCGCUUCUUCGUCUUCCUCGCCGUCCUGCUCUUCAUCGUCGGCGUCGUCGGCACCUUUACCCUGCGCGUCGUCGACGAGCAGGAUCUCAUCGAGGAGGCCAUCGAGGAGCUCGAGAGCAGCGGCCUGCUCGACGGAGGCUCCCUCCUCGGCAGGCCGGGGGGACGCAGCACGACGAACCCCUCGACGCCGGCCGGCGAGCUCGAGAGCGACGCGCUCCUCGGCGCGUCCAAGCAGGACGACGCGAGGUGGAAGAAGAACUGGGUGCUCAACGCCGAGACGCGGCAGUUCCUCUCGGACCGCACCAUGUGGCCCUUUGCCCUGGCCUUUCUCCUCAUGAUCGGACCGGGCGAGGCCUUUAUCAACAACCUCGGCUCCGUCAUCGGCACCCUGACGCCGCCGACGAACGGCUUCGGCGAGGGCACGUCGGCGGCCACGCACGUCUCCGUCUUUGGCGUCACGAGCACCGUCGCCCGCCUGCUGAUCGGCACCCUCACGGACCUCCUCGCGCCCCUGCCCGAGACGCAGCACGUGCAGCUCAACCGUCAGCGCGGGUACCGGUCGUCGGCGCUGGACCGCUUCUCCGUCUCCCGCGUCGUCUUCAUGCUCUUCUUCGCCAUGCUCAUGUCGGUCGCCUUCCUCUUCCUCGCCUCGGGCGCCGUGCAGAACCACGCGGACCGCUUCUGGGUCGUGUCGGGACUGGUCGGGGCCGGCUACGGGGCCGUCUUCAGCCUGACGCCGCUGAUCGUCACCAUCAUCUGGGGCGUGGAGAAUUUCGCCACCAACUUUGGCAUCAUCGCGAUGCUGCCCGCGCUCGGCUCGACCGUCUGGGGGUUGAUAUACUCGGCCGUGUACCAGGCGGGUGCCAGGGCGCCCGACGCGCCGCCUGCCCGCGGCGACGACGACACCUUUUGCUACGGCAAGCAGUGCUACGCGGCCACUUUCUGGGCCGAGGGCAUCUGCGUCUGGGUCGCCUGCGCGCUCCUCCUAUGGGCUUGGAGGGGAAGCAAAGGUUGGCAACAGCGCGGCAUCGUGAUAUAG
Drechmeria coniospora is the source of this 1788-nucleotide messenger RNA. Its product is annotated as putative transporter MCH1. The record is from RefSeq and is a predicted model, not a curated record. Gene Ontology annotation, biological process: transmembrane transport. Lineage: Eukaryota; Fungi; Ascomycota; Sordariomycetes; Hypocreales; Ophiocordycipitaceae. Gene Ontology annotation, molecular function: transmembrane transporter activity. The coding region runs from base 1 to 1788 and encodes 595 amino acids. The transcript has a single exon. Gene Ontology annotation, cellular component: membrane.